AGAGAACUAACUAGCCUCUCUCAGUGAGACUCAGCAGGUUCAGAAAAAUGACUCUUCUGGUGUUUGCUGGCUGUGUGACAUGUCUGCUCCUGGGAACAGUGGCUUAUUCUUGGGCUCAGAAAUCUUCUGCUUCUUUACAUUUUGAAUCAGUUCUUGUUGGACAAGAAGUGACUUUGAAAUGUUUUCAUAGAGGGACUGUAGCAGAUUUUUAUUUUUGGUAUAAACAACCUCUGGGACAGAAACCACAGCGCAUGUCGGAAUUUUUCGAUUAUAAGAAAAAUGGAACUUUUUCAGAUGAUUUCAAGAACGAUCUACGGUUACAACUACAGACAAAUGAAGGCAAAAACCACUUGAAGAUCUCAAAUGUGAAAAUGUCAGAUUCUGCUACUUACUACUGCAUCAGUUCUUACACUUAUACAUUCACAUUUUUGGAGGCCUAUAGUCUCCAUGUGAGGGACACGUCGUCUGACAUCCAGACUUUGGUGACUCAGUCGUCCUCUGAGAACAUCCAUGCAGGAGACUCUGUGACUCUGAACUGUACAGUCCACACUGGGAGCUGUGAUGAAGAACACAGAGUUUACUGGUUCAAAGACUCUGAAGACUCUCAUCCAGGACUCAUUUACACUCAUGGAGGCAGGAAUGAUCAGUGUGAGAGAAAGAACAACACACAAACACACAGCUGUGUCUAUGAGCUGCACAUGAACAACCUGCAUGAGCCUGGGAUCUACUACUGUGCUGUUGUCUCAUGUGGACACAUACUGUUUGGAAACGGAACCAAGCUGGACCUCACAGGUCAGACAAACUCUUUGUUGGUGUAUUUCUUAACUGGAUCUUUGACCUUCAUGAGCAUCCUUGUUGUUUUUCUGGUUUACAAGAUAAAAAGACAAAUUUGCUUCCAGUCUAAAGAUGAAGGGUCAGCAGCUGCCUCUACACCACAAACAGAGGCUGAGAACAAAGACACAGAAAGCCUCCAUUAUGCUGCUGUUAAUGUUAAGAAGUCCAACAGAUCAAGAAGACAGAAGAACGGAGGCAACACCGACUGUGUUUAUGCCAGUGUGAGACCGCAGAACUGAAUUUGUUUCAAAUAAAAAUAUUUUCUACAAAACUACAAAUCUACUUUUUGAUUUUUUAUAAUAGAUACUCUUGUUUGGAAUAUUGUCCCCAACUUUUGGAUAUUUGAAAUGUUAUUACUUUUUUCUCUCAUGAACUCUGGAGACUCAGGUGUGUUUUCAUCUGUUUGUACUGUCAUGA
Molecule: messenger RNA, 1251 nt
Organism: Oryzias latipes (Japanese medaka)
Lineage: Eukaryota; Metazoa; Chordata; Actinopteri; Beloniformes; Adrianichthyidae
Biological process (GO): response to bacterium
Source: RefSeq, a predicted model, not a curated record